Messenger RNA from Ostrea edulis (European flat oyster), 3967 nucleotides. RefSeq lists its product as uncharacterized. The transcript has 10 exons. Lineage: Eukaryota; Metazoa; Mollusca; Bivalvia; Ostreida; Ostreidae. Bases 347 to 2011 code for a protein of 554 amino acids. The record is from RefSeq and is a predicted model, not a curated record.
AUAUUUAGAAUUCAUUUAAAGCAGUACUUUCAGUUUUUCAUACUGAGAAUCAUUAGUUUCUCUUUUCUUUCUUUCUCUCUCUCUCUCUCUCUCUCUCUCUCUCUCUCUCUCUCUAUAUGCCUAGCCUAUACACCUAUACAGACUUGCAUCGCCAGUCUCAAGUUGCCAGUCUUGAUGUCUAUGGUCUUGCUAUUACUUGAGCAAAGAAAGACAACUCUACAGAAAAAAAAAUUGGAAUAAGAAAAUUUUUCAAAACGAAAGUAGGAACUUCCAAGCACGCUGGCGGUGGUUGGAUGCAAACGCUGAAACGUACGACUACAAGAUUCCAUGAGAGUAAAUAAACAACAUGCCAAAAUCAAAAAGAGGUCGACCUAAAUCUGGAAAAUCUGACAAACACAAUGCUCCAAAUCCGAAAGCUAGAACCAAUUCUGCAAUGUCAAAGGCCUCAGUAGAUCCUGACCCAGGAGACCAUGAAGGCACACCACCUUCCAAAGAGCAAGGAACUCAGGAGCAACUGGUGGAAAGAGAUUCAGUGCAGUUGAAUGAUUUGAAGGAAGAAAUGGGGGAGGAAAAUUUAUGUGAAGAGCAUAGAAUGGAUGGGCAGGCUAAUAAAAAGAAGAAAAAGAAGAAAAAUAAACAACAGCAAAAAGAUGAAAUUGAUGAAGUAGAUAAACAAGUUGAAGACAUUAAGAAACCUGAUAGCCCACAAGAAAAACUUUGGAAUAACAUUGAAAAGUAUUGUAAAGGUUGUCCUGAACCCAUUUACAGUUUCUUUGACAAGUUAGCCCAUGGAAAACACUGGACAUUUUUGAAGGAUUUGAAGAGUGAGGAAAUAAGCUGUGUUUUGGAGUUAUGCAAGUGCUCAGACUCGCAAGAAAAGAAAGAGCAGACGCAACAAGUCCAGCAGAGAGGUAAGAGAGGAGAACCAAAAGGAAAGAGAAGUGAGAAUAAUGUAAAAGAAGAAUCAAAGAACCAUGCAGAUGACAUUGAUGGAUUAAGGAAAUGCUUGAAAGACAAGGAUAGUGAUGUUGACAGACUUAAAACAGAAAACUUUCAUAUCAAACAGAAUUCUGAAAAAAUUUAUCAACAGUUGAAGGUCAGAGAUGAAGAAUUUCUUCAGCUCCAAAAUGAGUUUCAUCAGCUCCAAACUGAGUAUCAUAAGGUAGAGCAGAAUGUCAGCAUUCUUCAUGGCCAUGUGAAAAUGGAACAAGAGAAAUACAAAAAUCUGGAGGAGGUCAACCAAGAGAUUGCAGAGGAGAGGGAUGAGUUUAAGGACAGAUUCAGUAAAUUGGCCGGGGCUAAGCUGACUGCAGGAAAUGCCUGUAUUCAGGACCUAAGUGAUGUAAACCGUCCCCAGAAACUGGCAGAGAAAUACUCUGAGCUCUAUGACAACGAGUGGACGGAUGCACUAGAGGAAAUUCAGGACAAUACAGAUUUGGAUGAAAAAGCAGCUGUUUUGCAAUUAUUGGAAUUAUUUCAAAUCUGUGUUUCCUUCUGCCAGUUGAAAUCAGAAGAACAAGAGUUGGGGAUCAUAUCUGCUGUCAAGGAGGCAGUUGAACUGAAGGGGAAAUUUCUAUGCAAUGGCUCACUGGAUGAAACUGAGCAGCAAGAAGCUGAGGUUCAAACUUUAUCACCUACUGAUUCCAAAAUGUUGAAAGACUUUCUCAAAGCUAAAGGUGCAACUAGUCUAACAUUUAUACAAAAGAUGUUCCAGACAGAUGAACCAAAGUAUGCGUCAUCAGGGCCAAAAGUCCAAGCUUUCCUUCAUCAGAGUCUAGAAGUGUGCUGGUACUCGGCUAUACAAGAUCCAGCACUGGCCUUUGAUUGGAAUUUCAAAGAAGGCUCUGAAAUGAUUGACAAGUAUGUCAAGGUAUUCACAAAAUCGGGAACCAAAGUUGAUUAUGUCGUGUGGCCUGUUUUGAAACUGCAUGCAGAUGGUGAUGUUUUAUGCAAAGGUGUUAUCCAACCGUUCCCGGAAGGGAAAAAGAAAAAAAAGAAGGAUUCUAAAUAGUUGAGAAUGUAGUUUAGCUUAUCAAUUUGUAAUAAAUUCAGAUUGGAACUUUUACAUCAUUUCAUUAGAUAUGUGUAAAAUAGAUUAUAUUUAAUUUGAUUAUUUUUGUAUAGAUGUGUUUUUAUAUAAAUAUAUAAUUUUAAAUGCUGUUUCUCUGGUUGUAGGAAAUCUGGGUCUUCUGAUUUGGGGCCAAUGUGAAAUGGGGGGGGGGGGGGGGGGGCAAGGUGGUGUUACUUGGGAAAGAAUUGUUUUAUCAAAUUAAUAUGCAUAGAAUUUACUGGUGAUACUGAAUGUAUCGCAAAAAAAAAAAAAAAAAAAAUUUGCAUUUGCACCAGGAACUUAUGCAAGUAUAUUUUUAUAAUAUAAAAGUACUUUGAAUAGUAAUGCAUAGUUUAUAGAUAAGAAUUUUGAGCAAACAUUACCGUUAGAGAGCUGUAUAUAAAUGUAAAUUUACAGUGUGUGUAAUGGUAAGAAUAAGGUUUUUUAUGUUGUUUAUGAAUUAUAAAAUCUGUUUUAGCUCACCUGAGCCAAAGGAUCAAGUGAGCUUUUCUGAUCAAAAUUUGUCUGUUGUCUGUUGUCGUAAACUUUUCACAUUUUCGACUUCUUCUCAAGAAUCACUGGGCCAAUUUCAACCAAACUUACCACAAAGCAUCCUUGGGUGAAGGGCUUUCAAGUUUGUUCAAAUGAAAGGCCAUGUCCCUUUCAAAGGGGAGAUAAUCACAAAAAUGCAAAAAUAGGGUGGGUCAUUUAAAAAUCUUCUCAAGAACCACUGCGCCAGAAAAGCUGAAAUUUAAAUAAAAGCUUCCAGACAUAGUGCAAAUUCAAGUUUGUUCAAAUUAUCCCCCCGGGGGUUGGAUGGGGCCACAAUAGGGUUUUCAAAGAAUAAGGUUUUUUAUGUUGUUUAUGGGGAUCAAAGUUUUACAUACAAAUAUAUACAGAAAAUCUUCUUCUCAAGAACCACUGAGCCAGAAAAGCUGAUAUUUACGUGAAAGCUUUCUGACAUAUUUCAGUUUGUUAAAAUUAUGGCCCCCAGGGGUAGGAUAGGGUCACAAGUUUUGCAUACAAAUAUAUUUUUAAUCUUUAAAUAUGAGCCAAGGUGACUCAGGUGAGCGAUGUGACCCUUGGGCCUCUUGUUUAAUUGAUGUUAAACAUUCCUAAUUAUUCAGAAGUUCUUUUUUGUUUUGAGUGUUUAUACAAUCAAAGAAGCCAAACUAAUUUUGUUGAGAUCUUUUUCAAAAUUGUUUACCAAGUGUGUCAAAUCCAAUAUCUCACAAUGACAUUUUAAUGUAGUGCUAAGUUUCCUUUUUGAAAAGAAAAUCAUAAUACAUAUCUAUUUUUAUGGCGACAUCAAAGAAGUUAAAAAUAACUACUUCCUACGAACACUAUGAAGAUUCUAGAGCUGAACAUGUACAUAUUCUGAGGGUUGAAUUAUCAGUGGUAGUAGUAUUUCUCAGCGAACUGUGUUGUCCUUCUUAUUUAAUGUUAUUUGUAACAGUGAUCCAUUUUUCAGCUGAUCAGAGAGCAUGCAAUUUAUUUCUCACUUUGAUGAUGUGGAAUGAGUGAUUUAGAUUAUAUAUAUUUUUUUAUCGAGACUAAAUUGUUAGAAGAAUGAAAUAUUUGAAUUAUUUUUAUACAGAUUUAUGUGUACAUACAUUGCAUUUGUAAGCAAAGUCCCUUUUUUCCCCUCAUUAUUAUGAUGUGCAUGCUUUGUAAUACAUAUAAUUUAUUUGAUAUUUGAUAUAAAAUUAUUGAUUUGGUACAAUUGCAGCACUGGCAAAAGUUGUUUUAUUUUAUUAAAUUUGCAAUACAUGUACAUAGAUUUUAAAACAAACUCUAAUCGGACAUAAUUAAUUAAGCUUUGGUACUAAUUUUGUUUAAAAUGCUUUUAAAAUUUGAAUAUUAAAAUAUUAUGCAAACUGGUUUGAUAUACUGUGAAAUAAAGUUCAGGUACCUGUA